Molecule: messenger RNA, 3015 nt
Organism: Erigeron canadensis
Lineage: Eukaryota; Viridiplantae; Streptophyta; Magnoliopsida; Asterales; Asteraceae
Product: filament-like plant protein 7
Exons: 6
Coding region: 193-2868 (891 amino acids)
Source: RefSeq, a predicted model, not a curated record
ACUCACUCUGCUUACUACUACUAUUUAGUAUUUUCUCAUUCAUUUCUAUCUUUCUUUCUAAACCCCCCACAAACACAAAAAUCCAAGAAAGAAAAGAAAAAAAACUUCCUUCUAGAUUCAUCAGCUUCAGUGUCAUAUUGUUGGUGAUCAAAAGUUAUUAAUGAAACUAUACCAAAAGGGGUUUAUCAAGAAAUGGAGCAUAAGUCAUGGCCUUGGAAGAAAAAAUCUAGUGAGAAAUUAAUGAUUGCAGCUGAUAAAGUAAACAGAGGGAAUGAAGAUGAGGCAAAGUUGGCUGACAAAGUGGAUCUGGAGAGAAAUUUGAGAAUUUUAGAUGAAAAGCUUUCGGCUGCACUCGGUGAGAUUAAUACUAAAGAUGAGAUCGCAAAGAAGCAGACUAAUAUUGCUCGAGAAGCCAUUCAAGGAUGGGAGAAGGCGGAAAUGGAAGUUUUAGCACUUAAGCAAGAACUAGAGAAAGUUACUCGGCAGAAUGUAGCUGAUGGGGAAAGAUUACAUGGUGCUGAUGCAGCAUUGAAGGAAUGUAUGGUGCAGUUGCGAUUUGUUCGUGAAGAACAAGAGAAAAGGAUUCAAGACGCUGUGGAUAAUACAUCAAAAGAAUUUGACAAAAGAAUAAGUAUUCUAGAGGAAAAGUUAGCCGAAUCAAAUAAAAUUAUUUCCAAACUAAGUUUGGAAAACAUGCAACUGGAUACAACUGUUUCUGUAAAGGAAAAGAUGAUUGAUGAAUUACAAUCAGUCAGGGGUCAGUUGGAUUAUGAUCUUAGGGCUGUUGUGAGUCAACUAGAGUCAACACAAAGAGAGCAUUCUUCUUUAAGUUAUGAAGUCCGCGUGCUAGAGAAGGAACUUGAGAUUAGAAACGAAGAGCGGGAGUUUAAUCGAAGAACAUCUGAGGUGGCACACAAGCAAUAUUUAGGAAGUGUGAAGAAAAUUGCAAAGUUGGAGGCAGAGACGCAGAGACUACGCUUGCUUGUUCAAAAACGACUUCCUGGUCCUGCUGAUGUGGCAAAGAUGAAGAAUGCAACUGCAGUUACAAGAAGAAGGUCUAACCCCUUUCCAAUGGUGACGAUGGAUUAUAUAGUUGAUGAUGCUUCUAGUAAAAAGAUCGCUUUCUUGACUGAGCAGUUGUGUUCAUUUGAAGAAGAGAACAGGCUGCUCAAGGAGUUCCUUAACCAGAAAACAAGUGAACUAUCAAAAAGUCAAACAUCUGAAAUGGGUAGCGAUGAAAAGGUUAGCAUGGCUGAAUCUUGGGCACCAUCAUGCUAUACUGCUGGAGCUUCAGAUAUCGGUUUAAUGGAUGAUUUCGUUGAAAUGGAAAAACUGGCGUUAGUUUCUGUUGAGAAACCGUCUGCAAAUUCCAGUCUUGUUCAGGAAAAUCACAUCCAUUGGCUUGAUAACAUACUGAAAGUGGUUGCUGAACAUGCUAACUUAAUGCAACGAAGCUCUACCGAUAUGCUAGACGAUAUCAAAGUCGCAUUGGCAGGAAGAAAUAAAUGCGAUUUCGGUAUGCCGGUUGACAUGAUAGAUGCAAAUGGUGACAUUUCUGAUGAAAAUAUGAACAAAUCGAUACAGAAACUAGUUGAACUCAUUAAAGGAAUUAGAUUGUCUGAUAAGGAUGAUGGCUUAUCCCCAUUCAAGGCAUCAGAAACACCGACAGGGUACACUGUUCAUAUCUUUCAGUGGAAAACUUCUGAGCUUCGGGCUAUUUUGGGUGAAUUUCUUCAAGUUUGUAAUAAAUUGGUAAAUGGGAAGGUUGAUCUGGAUGAUUUUGUCAAAGAGUUGACUUCAGCUAUGGAAUGGAUUGUCAAUCACUGUUUUUCCCUUCAAGAUGUAUCAAGUAUGAAGGACGAAAUCAAGAAGCAUUUUGAGUGGGACGAAACUCGCAGUGAGAGUGAGAUAGAAGGUGGGACCAUUGGACACUUGUCAGAAGUCGAUAAAUUGACUUUUCCAAAAGACCAGUUACCGGGUUGGCCUAUGGCUUCUUCUUGCAUAAAGAAUAAAAGUUUUCACUUGGAACCGAAUGUGAAGGAAGAAGUUAGAAAUUUGAAAGAUGACAUCGCAAAACUUGAAUCUGCAGAUAAGGAUUUGGAAUGUAAGCUUCAGAAAGAGAGUGACAAAUGUGCAUCUCCAACUGUUCAACUUCAAGAAUCAGAGAAAGCUAUUGGAACUCUCAAAGACCAAACUGAAGCAGAUAUAAUGGUGAAAGAUCUUGACAAAUAUCUCAUUAGCACCGUUGAUAAAUGCAACGAGUCUCAUCAAGAACCUACGGCUAUCAAAGAUCAGGAUAUUAGUACUAGCUCUGAUGAAAAGCUUGAUUCCACAAACAUCCAGCCAGAAAGCAUGACAGGAAAGGACUUGAAAGGUUGUGACAUCGAUGGCGAUACAUUGACCAUUCCAAGUGAACAUGCAAUAACUUCUUCAGAAAAGUUGGCUGAGUGUCAAGAAACCAUUUCAAACCUCGGCAAACAGUUGAAGGCAAUGGCUUCUUUGCCUAUACAAACUUCUGUAUCUGAUAGCAGUGAAAUAACCGUAUCAACCUUAACCGACGAAAACAACAACCAGAAAAUCUCAUUACUCGACAAAAUGAUUACUGAGGAUGCAGCAGGAGCUCCACGGUCUCAAAAGACCAAAGGGGUUUCUCGUACUUUAACAUCACCUGCUAUAUUGGAUGGUAAUUCAAACCCCGUGACAGUGAUGUCACCACGGAUGUUUGUAAGCGUUGAAGGAGUGAAAGACGAAAAAGAUGAAGAAGCUUUGGUGAACUUUUUGUCGAUUGUUCCAAACAAGAAGAAAACCGGUGGUGGUGGGAUUCUGAAAAGAUUGUUUUGGAAAAAGAAAAAAUGUAAUAACAAAUAAGUUGUGUGGUGGUGAGCUUUUGGUUGGUUUAGUCUUUUUGUGGAAAUAAUGUUAUGUUUGAGGAAAGGAUUGUAUUGUUGUGGUGAUGUAGAUAUGGUCUCUAACCAGAACAAAUGGAGCUACUAUGAAAUCCUGUUUUCUGUUUGA